Molecule: messenger RNA, 1356 nt
Organism: Theileria annulata
Lineage: Eukaryota; Apicomplexa; Aconoidasida; Piroplasmida; Theileriidae
Product: (dihydrolipoamide) dehydrogenase precursor, putative
Exons: 4
Coding region: 1-1356 (451 amino acids)
Cellular component (GO): oxoglutarate dehydrogenase complex; mitochondrion
Molecular function (GO): flavin adenine dinucleotide binding; dihydrolipoyl dehydrogenase (NADH) activity
Source: RefSeq, a predicted model, not a curated record
AUGGCUAUAAAGGCGGCUCAGCACGGAUUAAAGGUUGGCGUUGUUGAGAAAAGAUCAACUCUUGGAGGCACUUGUCUUAACUGUGGCUGUAUUCCAUCCAAAUCAUUGCUUAACACUUCACACAUUUUCCAUUUAAUGAAGAAAGGAGUGAAUGGUAUAAAAAUGACGGGACUUGAUAUGGAUGUUGGUAAGAUGAUGGAGGAUAAGGAAGCCGUGAUGAAGACGUUAAAUAUGGGAAUUUUCGGACUUUUUAAGAAGAAUAAGAUCGAUUAUGUUCAGGGAACAGCUUCCUUUAAGAGUGAAAAUGAGGUUUCAGUUGGUUCCAAAACGUUAUUGGCUGAUAAGGUUGUAGUAGCCACAGGCUCUGAAGUUAGACCCUUUCCUAACGAAUCACUUAAGGUUGACGGCAAAUAUUUUCUCUCAUCCACUGAAACGCUUUGCCUUGACAAGGUUCCAAAUCGUCUUCUAGUGAUUGGCGCCGGUGCUAUUGGACUAGAAUUGGCUUCAGUUUGGAGUAGACUAGGUUCUAAGGUUGACAUUUUCGAAUUCAAUAAAAAUAUUUGUUCUGUUAUGGAUAUUGAUGUGUCGAUGUCGAUAAAGAAGAUUUUGGAGAAACAAGGUCUCAAUAUUCACGUUGACACCAAGGUUCUAAACGCUAAAGUCACCAAUAACACCGUCACUCUCACUACACAGACUGGAGAUAAAGAAAUGAAUCAUGUUGGAGAUAAGGUAUUAGUUGCAAUGGGCAGGGUGCCAUAUACUGAAGGUUUAGGACUAGAGAAAUUAGGCGUAGUUUUGGAUUCCGGAAGGGUACCAACAGAUGUAAAUUUAAGAGUUUUAAGAGAUCAUAAAGAUCCGACGUCAAAGUUAGAAAAUGUGUAUGCAAUUGGGGAUGUAACCUAUGGUCCAAUGUUGGCACAUAAAGCAGAAGAAGAUGGAUUGGUAGCACUAGGUCAUAUUUUAGGGAAGAAUCUUAUUGAAAGUGACCACAAUCUUGUUCCGUCAGUAAUUUACACAAAUCCUGAAAUCGCAGGCGUAGGUCAAACUGAGCAGAAUUUACAAAAAUUGGGAAUUAAAUAUAAAAAGAGCGUUUUCCCAUUCAUGGCAAAUAGCAGAGCCAAAAUAUACAAUGAAACUGAGGGAUUUGUAAAAUUACUUGCUAAUGAGCAAAACAAACUUCUAGGGGCUUGGAUGGUGGGGCCACACGUAUCAGAAAUGGUACAUUUAACUGUUCUUGCAAUUACUUAUGGAGCAUCAUCCGAAGAUGUUACUCGAAUGUGUUUUGCACAUCCAUCACUCUCUGAAUCUAUCAAGGAAUCUGCACUAGGAAUUCACUUCAAACCCUUACACUUUUAA